This is a messenger RNA of Galendromus occidentalis (western predatory mite), 381 nucleotides long. RefSeq lists its product as uncharacterized. The coding region runs from base 1 to 381 and encodes 126 amino acids. Lineage: Eukaryota; Metazoa; Arthropoda; Arachnida; Mesostigmata; Phytoseiidae. The record is from RefSeq and is a predicted model, not a curated record. The transcript has a single exon.
AUGAUGCUGAAAUCAAGCCUCGAAGUUUACCGGCUAGGCAAGAACAGCCUCGGUAUCCAAACCUUCCUCUACGGAAACCGAAGAGGGGACACUCUCCUGGCCUUGGCCAGAGCUGGAAUAUUACCGACGAAAAGCCGAGGUAGGUCUAUUGACCCACAGCAGGAGGACACCUGCCUCAGAUGCGGAACAUUUGAAGAGACCGUAAACCAUGUGAUCUUCGAGCGCAAUGACGCAUACGACACGGACGAAGAUUUCCUCUCAAGACUAGGCCUCCACGAGGAAAAGCAGGGCCCUUCGAUUGUGACAAAAACUCAACGAAUACUAGAAAAAUGGGAGAAGGAGACCAAGGAUCUGCUUUUAGCGCCUGACAUGAAAGGCUGA